CGUGUCUGAAUCCGGAGUAGGCGGGCGGAGGGUUAUUGGGUCAUACAUGUUCCUGGUGUGCGGAGCGUUUCCUGCACUGGUGCAUGGUGGUCGAACAGGAGGAAUUGUUGGAAAUUUUCAGAGCAGCUGAAGCAUGCUCUUGGCCCAGAUCAACCGGGACUCGCAGGGAAUGGCAGAGUUUCACGAUGCAGACGGGCAGCCGGUCACUCUCUGUCUGACAGAGGCCGUGACUGUGGCAGAUGGAGAUCAGAUGGAGAGCAUGGACACAGUGAGCCUGCAGGCCGUUACUCUUGCAGAUGGAUCCACCGCGUACAUCCAACACGACUCCAAAGCUUCAUUCUCAGACGGACAGAUCAUGGACGGUCAGGUGAUCCAGCUGGAGGACGGCUCUGCUGCCUACGUCCAACAUGUGUCCAUGCCCAAAGGAGGAGGAGACAGUUUACAGCUUGAAGACGGACAAGCAGUUCAGCUAGAAGAUGGAACAACAGCCUUCAUUCACACUCCCAAAGAUACGUACGACCAGAGUGGCCUGCAGGAGGUGCAGCUGGAGGACGGCAGCACUGCCUACAUCCAGCACACGGUGCACAUGCCCCAGUCCAACACCAUCCUGGCCAUCCAGGCCGACGGCACCAUCGCAGACCUGCAGGCCGAGGCCACAGCCAUCGACCCCGAGACCAUCAGCGUGCUGGAACAGUACACCACCAAGGUGGAGAAUAUAGAAAACCCUCUGGGGUCCUUCGGCAGAGUGGAAGCAGACAACGGCGUCCACAUGCGGAUUGUGUUACAGGGUCAAGACAACAGGCCGGGCAGAGGCUCAAACGUAGGAGAGAAGUCUUUCCGCUGUGAAUAUGAAGGCUGUGGAAAACUCUACACCACUGCCCACCAUCUGAAGGUACACGAACGCUCCCACACUGGAGACAAACCGUACGUCUGUGACUAUCCCGGCUGUGUGAAAAAGUUUGCAACAGGGUACGGACUGAAGAGUCACUCACGAACACACACGGGGGAGAAGCCGUACAGAUGUCAAGAGCUGAACUGCUGCAAGUCCUUCAAAACCUCCGGAGACCUUCAGAAGCACACGAGGACUCACACAGGAGAGAAGCCCUUUAAAUGCCCAGUUGAAGGCUGCGGCAGGUCGUUUACCACCUCCAACAUCCGCAAAGUUCACAUCCGAACACACACCGGGGAGCGGCCGUACUACUGCUCUGAGCCAAGCUGUGGACGGUCCUUCGCCAGCGCCACCAACUAUAAGAACCAUAUGAGGAUACACACUGGAGAGAAACCGUACGUGUGCACAGUGCCUGGCUGUGAAAAGCGCUUCACAGAGUACUCCAGCCUUUACAAACACCAUGUGGUUCAUACGCCCUGCAAACCUUACAACUGCAACCACUGUGGGAAAACCUACAAGCAGAUCUCAACGCUUGCCAUGCACAAACGCACAGCGCACAACGACACAGAGCCCAUCGAGGAGGAGCAGGAGGCCUACUUCGAACCCCCAACAGGUCGAUGGAGACAUAAUGAUACAGAGAUAAAAUCUGUCUCUGUUAGAGAUGCCAUCGACGACCCAAACGUCAGCUACACGGCAGCGGUGGUCGAGGCAGAAGACUCGGGCUCAGAGCAGGUUCCUGUGGAGAGCUCAGACAUGAUUGGUCAGCAGCACGUUGCCUUGGUAACGCAGGAGGACGGAACACAGCAGCAGGUCAGUAUCUCUGAAGCAGACUUACAAGCUAUGGGUGGCACUAUCACCAUGGUAACCCAAGAAGGAACAACCAUAACCAUCCCCGCCCACGAACUGGCAACGCAAGGUGCUCACUCGGUUACCAUGGUAACAACAGACGGCUCAGAUGAACAGGUGGCCAUCAUGGCGCCCGACAUGGCCACGUUCCAAACCGUGGAGGAGGCCGGCUACAGCCAGGAGCAGGACAGCAUUCAUCCUGUCACGUUACUGGCCACCUCCAACGGCACUCACAUCGCUGUGCAGCUCAGCGACCAGCCGUCGUUGGAGGAAGCCAUCAGAAUAGCAUCACGAAUACAACAGGGAGAGUCCCCAGGUCUGGAUGAUUGAUGCAUUAAUUAUGGACAAUGAUUUAGCUUCAGAACAUCUCGUUUGGACUUUAUCAUCGACAGAAAUCACGAGUCUUCCUCCAUCUUUACUUUUUUUUUUUUCCACAAAAGAAGAAGUGAGCUUUUAUGUGUACAUAGGAUUUUGAUAACUGGAGCUCUGCUUUGCUAUUUUAUCCCUCGACCCUGAGACGGGAGGGGGGGGGUGCUUUCUAAUGUUUAUGGUGCACAGUGCACAGUGCAGUGUACAGCUAAUGCUAUUUCUAAUAAAAAAAACAAGUGUGUGAUUAACUGA
This is a messenger RNA of Epinephelus moara (kelp grouper), 2356 nucleotides long. It is a transcript of the gene znf143b, whose product is annotated as zinc finger protein 143b. Lineage: Eukaryota; Metazoa; Chordata; Actinopteri; Perciformes; Serranidae. Gene Ontology annotation, molecular function: RNA polymerase II cis-regulatory region sequence-specific DNA binding; DNA-binding transcription factor activity, RNA polymerase II-specific. Gene Ontology annotation, cellular component: nucleus. The coding region runs from base 134 to 2065 and encodes 643 amino acids. The transcript has 15 exons. Gene Ontology annotation, biological process: regulation of transcription by RNA polymerase II; central nervous system development. The record is from RefSeq and is a predicted model, not a curated record.